AUGUCUGAAAUAGAUUACACUAAGCUGCUAGCAUUAUUUUUCUGUGUUGCUUUCUUUGUAUCUGUUGCUGCUGGAGAUAGCGAAGCAAAAGCUCUGUUGAAGUGGAGAGCCAGCUUUAACGACCAAAGCAAAGCUAUGUUGUCCACUUGGAAGAAUGAUACUAAUCCUUGCAGGCAGUUGUGGAGGGGAAUUUCUUGUGAUGAAUCCAUGUCUGUGUCCAAGAUAAGUCUCUCAAAUCUUAAUCUUCAAGGUACACUUUCCACUCUCAACUUCACUGCCUUUCCUAAUCUCCUCCACUUCAACAUAAGUCGCAACCAAUUUUAUGGAUACAUUCCCCACGAAAUUGGUAAAUUGUCCAGUAUUGUGAGAUUGGGUUUGUCAGAUAAUCCAAUUAAGGGUCACAUUCCUCCUGAAAUCUGGAAUCUAACCACUCUAAGUCGUCUUGAUCUUAGCACAUGCAAUCUCACGGGAAAAAUUGCCCAUAAAAUUGGGAAUUUGAGGAAUUUGAGGCUCCUAUGGCUUGGAGAAAAUUCCCUUUCUGGUCCCAUUCCUGAAGAGAUUGGAAGGUUGAGUAACCUUGUUGACCUUCGUUUGGGAACGAACACUUUGUCAGGUAGAAUCCCAUCAUCAAUUGGAAACUUGACCAUGUUACAAAUGCUUUAUCUUUAUCAGAACAAUCUCUCAGGUCCCAUUCCAGCUGAAUUAGGAAAACUCUAUCAUCUCAUUAACAUUCAGUUAUAUGAAAAUAAACUUUCGGGGCCAAUCUCUCCUUCUAUAGGAAACCUAACAAAGCUCGUACAAUUGUCCUUCUCUAGUAACAGGCUUUCUGGUCCAAUUCCUCCAUCCAUUGGCAACUUGAUCAAUUUAGAUGAUUUCCACCUUCGAAACAAUAGUCUUUCAGGAUUUAUUCCUUCCACUAUAGGAAAUAUCACAAAGCUCACCGUCCUUUACCUGGACAGCAACAAUUUUAGUGGUCAACUUCCACGAGAAAUGAAUAACUUAACGAGUUGGCAUAACAUGCAACUGAGUUAUAAUCAUUUUAGUGGUCCUUUACCACAAAAAAUUUGUCAAAAUGGCACGUUAUCUGCCCUUGGUGCUAAUGAUAACCAUUUCACUGGUCCUAUUCCAACAAGUUUGAAGAAUUGUUCUAGUCUAGAAAGACUUAGACUUGAUAAUAACCAAAUAGUUGAUAAUAUAACAGCUGCUUUUGGAGUAUAUCCUUAUUUGAACUACAUUGAUCUUAGUGGUAAUCAAUUGUAUGGCCACCUUUCAUCCAAGUGGGGGAAGUGUCAAAAUCUCACACAAUUCAUUAUUCACAAUAACAAGCUUUCUGGUGAUAUACCACCAGAAAUAGGAGAGGCAACUAAACUUGGUUUACUUAACUUGUCUUCAAAUCAUUUGUCUGGACAAAUUCCAAAACAACUAGAGAAGUUGAUCAUGUUGAGAAAACUCUCCUUGAGCAACAAUAACUUCUCUGGUAAUGUCCCCUCAAAUAUAAGAUCACUUAGUCAGCUUGAAAUUUUGGAGUUGGCAGAAAAUAAUUUCAAUGGCUCAAUCGCAAGAGAGCUUGGGGAAUUAAAAAUCUUAAGGGUCUUGAACUUGAGCAAAAACAAGUUUGAUGAAAGCAUUCCCCUUGAGUUUGGUGAACUCCAACACCUUGAACAACUUGAUCUUAGUGGUAAUUUGCUAAAUGGGAAAAUACCAUCAAGGCUGGGAAUGCUAUCCAACUUGCAAGUAUUGAACCUCUCACAUAAUAAUUUCAUUGGCACCAUUCCUUUUGGUUUCAAUGGAUCAAUGUCAGCUUUGUCUACAGUUGACAUAUCUUACAAUCAAUUAGAAGGCCCCAUUCCAAUCAAACCAGCCUUUCACAAUUUUGAUGCAUUGAGGAAUAACAAAGGUUUGUGUGGUAACAUCACUGGUUUAAGUCCUUGUGAUGAUUUCCAAACAUAUGGACAUGGGCAUAAGAGCAAAAAGUUGUUGAUAAUACUCCUCCCAUUAGUCGUACUGCUAUUAGUAAUUGUAGCAGCAUCUUUCAUUUGUUCUCGAAUAGCAACAAAAACAAAAAACAAAGGUAGAGAAGCUCCACCAGAAGAUGUUUAUUUUGUGUGGAGUCUUGAAAGAAAAAUAUUGUAUAGAGAUAUUGUUGAAGCCACAAGAGAAUUUGAUGAAAGAUAUCUCAUUGACAAAGGGGGCCAAGGAAGUGUUUAUAGGGUUGAGUUGCCUACAGGUGAUGUUGUUGCUGUAAAGAAGCUUCAUUCAAUGCCAAGUGGGGAAAUCUCCAACCAAAAAGCUUUUACAAGUGAGAUCCAAGCUUUGACAGAAAUCAAACAUCGUAACAUUGUGAAGCUUUAUGGGUUUUAUUCCAAUUCACAAUCCUCUAUUUUAGUAUAUGAGUUCUUCGAAGGUGGCAGCUUGGAUAACAUACUAAAGAAUGAGGAACAAGCCAUUGAGUUUGGUUGGAACAAAAGGGUGAAUGUUGUCAAAGGUGUGGCAAAUGCCUUAUUCCAUAUGCAUCAUGGUUGUUCAAUUCCUAUUGUUCAUCGUGACAUAUCAAGCAAGAAUGUUCUCCUAAGUUCAGAAUAUGAAGAAGCUCACAUCAUUGACUUUGGAACAUCAAAAUUUUUGAAUCCAAACUCAAGCAAUAUGACUAGAUUUGCAGGCACAUUCGGGUAUGCUGCACCAGCGAAUGAGAAAUGUGAUGUAUACAGCUUCGGAGUGUUGACUUUAGAAAUUAUUAUGGGUACACAUCCUGCAGAGCUUAUUUCAUACUUGGCAGAGAAACCAACCAAUAAUGAUUUGUUGUUAAGUGAUGUGCUGGACCCACGACUUUCUCCACUCACAAAGCCAGUCCUAGAUGAUGUGAUCUUAGUUGCAACAAUGGCUUUUUCUUGCUUGAAUGAGACUCCUCGGUCUCGUCCAACCAUGGAAAAAGUAUCUGCAGAGUUUGCAAAGACACCAAAAUCUUAUUCGGAGGACCAAUUUCACGCCAUCACAAUUGGACAACUAAUGAGGGAUUGA
Neltuma alba is the source of this 3018-nucleotide messenger RNA. RefSeq names its product MDIS1-interacting receptor like kinase 2-like. Gene Ontology annotation, molecular function: protein kinase activity; protein binding; ATP binding. Lineage: Eukaryota; Viridiplantae; Streptophyta; Magnoliopsida; Fabales; Fabaceae. Gene Ontology annotation, biological process: protein phosphorylation. The coding region runs from base 1 to 3018 and encodes 1005 amino acids. The record is from RefSeq and is a predicted model, not a curated record. The transcript is spliced from 2 exons.